This is a messenger RNA of Pangasianodon hypophthalmus (striped catfish), 14719 nucleotides long. RefSeq names its product Snf2-related CREBBP activator protein (gene srcap). Gene Ontology annotation, molecular function: histone binding; ATP binding; DNA binding. The transcript has 35 exons. NCBI's taxonomy places the organism in Eukaryota, Metazoa, Chordata, Actinopteri, Siluriformes, Pangasiidae. The record is from RefSeq and is a predicted model, not a curated record. Bases 1267 to 13251 code for a protein of 3994 amino acids. Gene Ontology annotation, cellular component: Swr1 complex.
UCUGUAGUAAGGAAAGCUAAACUGUGCAGGGCUGGUGCACCAAGGAAUGGUUUUAAAAACCUCUGCUCCAGGGAAGUGGUCAUCAGUCAUGCUCCUCAAGCUCUACUUUACCAGAGUUUAGGUCUUAAUACUACAACCUAAUACUGAAACAGCUAAUAAUUACUUGAAGAAUAGGUUGGUUGGGUCUAGGGUGUUUAGCUGAGACAAAGUCCAGAAGGGUUUGUGACCACUGGUCUAGGAGUAAACUAGUGAGAAGUAACUUUUCAAAUUAGUCAGAGAUUAAGUUUGAAAAAUUUUCACUAUUUUUGACAAUUCAGUGAGUUACCACUUCAGGUAUAGAGUGUCUUAUAUAGUAAUGCUAUGUACGUUUCCUUACAUCUGUCACACGUGAAAGGUACGUCAAAUUAACGUGCGCAAAUAAGUAUCGACGAAAUGUAACGAAAUCUUGCUAUCGCAUUUAAUAUUAUAGCUAGGCUGGCUAGCUAGCAAGCACGCAGCAAGUCUCGUAGUUUUUAAAACGACAUGGAGCUGGUGCAUGCAGCAGCAGCAGGAUUUAAAAAUGUCUCUGAUAAUGUUAAAACUAAGUAACCAGUAUCGUCACUACCAAAUUAAACAACACCUACUUAAAUGCAACACCUACCUAAAACAGUAGCUAGUUAGCUGUCUGAAACGCGAUGCGGAAAUAGCGCGGUAACACAAAUCUCGCGAGAUGUUGAUCCGGUCCGCACUUUGUCAGCAGUCGCUCGUUCCUCCAUUUCGCUGCGUCGAAAGUCUCCUCCCCGCAACCGCUAGAUUCAGCGAUCCAAACCCAGUCUCUCUCGGACCGGUCUUUAACUUGCUCAAACGAACCUGCCAGUACCUCGUUGGGUACCGAGAGGUAGUUUGGAAAACUCCAAUCACGGAUUGAGUGCGAUUUAACGCGGAUGGCGACUCCUUCAACGAGAAUUUAGUAAAAGAAAAGUGCUCGGAAAUUUCAGGUUUUUUCCCCCCAGAUGCAGUGGUGUCUUUGAUCUCAGCAUCCUGGAAGUGGAAAAUACAGAAGAGACUGGGCCUACACCACAUACAGGUGCAGUGUGUAGCAGAAGCAGUCCAGAAGGAGGAAGACUUAGGGAGGAGGUGGUGCAGCAGCGCACCCCUCCGGCUGUGGCUGUGCUGGGUGGCAUCCCUGCGGCUACACAGAAUGUGGCCGGGCCACCCCAGCAUGUCCUGCAGCCGGUCCCAGCUGCCUCACUACCACCACCACCACUGCUUGGCCCUGCCACAGAGAUGGAGCAGCAGAAAGCAAACACGCAGGCUGCAAAUCAAGAGCAGACCACAACAAUGGCUUGGCAAAACUGCAACACCAAGGAGCCUGAGGAGAAGUCAGCCUUGGACCUUGGACAACCCGUGGCUAUGGCUGCAGGAAAUUCACAAAAUCUCUCAGACAGACUUUCAGCUUGUGAUACAGGCAAUGUUAGAAAAGGGCAGGAUUUGCAUUAUAACACUGAGAAAACAUGCCUUGAACACAGGGAGACAGAAAUGGCAGAGGGAACUGGCCAUUGUCAGGACUGGACCCCUAAGCCAGGAGUUGCAGUUAAGAUGGAAAAGGGACCUCUGGCACCAGAGAAAGCAUAUCUGGAACGCAAAUCAAAGACUAGUAAAGAGGAACUAUGUGGAACAAAGCACACGGCCAGACAGAGCACCUGUAUCCCCACACCUCAGUCCAGCUCAGCAGUCUCCACUGCACAUAAAGCAACAGACAGAGACCACAAGCAGCCUGGAGACACAGAGCAGUUCCAACCUGCACCAUCUCUGCAGUCAGCUCAGGGCAGUUUACUGCUCGAGUCUGGUGUCCAGCAAAUUGUGCAACAGCCUCUUACAGCAACAAUCAUCACAGCCAAUGCAGAAAUACUUAAUGAGUUUAUUAAUGCCAGUAAUUCCAUGGAUGAAGUCACAAAAGAGAGACUUGCAGCAGAUGAAGAAGGGAGUGUUGAUUCAAGUUCAACGUCACCUGAAAAAGAAUCUGUGUCUAGACUACCUGUUCCCACAGGAAAUGGAAAUGGCACCCCGAAUAACACAGAUGAGGAUGAUGGAUGCUUAUCUAAAAGUCUCCAACAACCUUCUGUUGUUGCAGUUUCUACCCCUAAUGCUGCCUUCCCUGAGAAAACACCCAAUCCCGCUAACCAUCCUCAGAACGCACAUGUUACACAAGCGAACCAGCUGAGCCCUGACUGUAUGAACUGUAGUGCAACCCCUAAAUCUGUUUUAACAAGGAACAAGACUAGUGUAAGUGGGGGGAGGGAGAUUAAGACUCUUUCUUUAGAUGGAGCAGGAGUAUGUUAUGAUAUUUCUGUUAAUGAACCAAAGGUGUUGGGGGAUGAGACAUGCUCUCACAAUAUACAGGCCCCCAUAGUGACUGAGGGGUCCCAUGUGGUUGCUUGCAGUGCAUCACAUGGGAUUGCGAAACAGAAUGACUGUGCCAAAAGUAUGCAAAUGAGUCCAUAUCAAGAUCACCAGCCAGAUGGGAGCUAUAUACUCUUAAACAAAAACAAAUGUACAAAUUCAGAGGGGCUAGACUCAGAUGAGCCAUGUCUCUCUCAGGUUAAAAAUGACUGUCUGAUCCAGCAAGGCCAAGAAUCCAUUCUAGUAGAUCAUAAGCUCCCACAGAUGGAAUGCCUAAAUGAUGGCAUCUCAACAUCUGAUAAUAUGAAUGUGGAUGAAAAGCAUGGUGAGGGUUCAGAGGCUUUCUCCGGGCUAAAUGCUGUUGAAAUGAAAGAUUUAAUUGACGUAGGUAUUCUAGUGCAGCCGGGGAUGGAGGACACGUGGUUAGUGGUAAGUGAUCACUCUCCACUGAUAGAUGGGCAGUGUCAAAGCACAGAGGAUGCUGAGAUGAUUGACGUUAGCACAGAAGCUAUGGGGCACUGUCCUGAAUCACAGACAUCUGUUGCUGUCUAUGAAUGCACAGUACCCUGCUUCCCACCAGAUGCUAUUCAUGAAGCUGCUAAGCUGCUGUUACCAGAAAAAGGUGUAGAAGUACCUGCAGAUAAACAUUCUUUUGAACCUUUAACAGAAACAUUGACACAAGACCUUGAUACUCUCUCCUCUCAUCCACCAACCAUUUUAACUUCACAGAAUGUUUUAUCUUCCUCAACCUCUUUAACCUCUUCAGCAAAUAUCUGCAUGCAAAAUAUGAUUUCAAAACCCGCAUUUUGCUCAAGUGCUGAGAAUACAAUUAAUGUGUUAGAUUCUACCCUAAUCAACAGCCCUACUGUUGUGCAAGAGGAACAAGUGAAGUCCCCAGAAAAUAAAUCAGAUGUGUCUCAGAUUUCUCUUUCAUCAAAUGUUAUUGAUCCAAAGUUGCUUAUACUAAAGAGAGGUGAGGCUCUCCUCAAACAACCUCCAAUGUUGGCUCUAGUAUCCAGGAACCAGAGCCCAUCUGGUACCCCUAGUGAUUGUCUAGAUAGAGUCUCUGUAGAGUGCCUUUCAGAAUAUGACUUAACUACAGAGGUUGCAGCUGAAAAGGCGGUCCCAGCACCUCUCAGCUUUCAUGUGCUAAAUGCUCCCUGUAAUGUUACUGGUUCAUCUUCAAAGGAUGAGUCUAAAAAACAGGCCUUAAUCAAAUCAGAACAUUGUCUAGCAUUUCAAAAACAGAUUCCCCAAGAUGAACCUCUCUUAAACUCUGCUUCAUCUACCCAAAUUCAGACCCAUAACUCACCAAGACUGCCUUCCAGGUCAGGCAGUAUGUGUAGUACAAUCACUGAUCAGUCUGAAGGUCCUGCGAACCAGCCAUGCCAAGAUUCAAUGCUGUUGGAGGUGGAGGAAGAACACUCACCAGUUCAGCAUUUGGCAGAAAUAAAGGAUGCACGGGACAACACUAUGGAGCAGCUUGAUGCUUCUAUAGGAGAGAGCAGUGAGGGAGAAGCAGAUGGUUCUUUAGAAGCCCAGACCAAUGAAAGCAUUGUUAUUCCCAGUCCAGCGCAAAAUAAGCAUGGACAGAGCAGGACAGACACACAGGCCUUUUUAUUGAAGGUUCGCCAAUGGAUAGCAGGCAGAGGUACAUCAAGCUCCACUCCCUCCACUUCUCGUACACCUUCACCACCUCCUGCUUCCUCUUCUGUAGACUGCAAACACACUCUGCCUUCUCCCCAGAACUCUGGUGGAGCCUCUCAAUCAGAUCAAACACUCAGCCAGCGGCCUCGCUCAGAGAAGCACACAGAUAUGGCAGAGCUCGCCAAACAUGAAGCAGAGAUUGAGCAUCGGACACUUGCGCUGAAACGUGAGGGCUUCUGGUCCCUAAAACGUUUGUCUCGCGUGUCUGAGCCACUCCGGCCCAAGGUUCACUGGGAUUACCUUUGUGAGGAGAUGCAGUGGCUUUCUGCUGACUUUGCACAGGAGAGGCGCUGGAAAAGAGGCGUAGCGAGAAAAGUGGUACGGAUGGUGAUGCGGCACCAUGAGGAGCUACGGCAGAAAGAGGAAAGAGCAAAGCGUGAGGAGCAUGCUAAACUGAGGAGGAUCGCUGCUUCCAUCGCAAAGGAAGUCCGUGCUUUUUGGAGCAGUGUUGAGAAGGUUGUGCAGUACAAACAGCAGUCUCGGCUUGAAGAGAAACGUAAGAAGGCCCUGGAUCUGCAGCUGGACUUCAUUGUCGGCCAGACAGAGCGCUACUCUGACUUGCUUAGUCAGUCAUUGCAAGCCACACCUGCAGCCCCUACCAGUGUUCCUUCCCGACACAGUCAGCUUAACGGACCUGAGGAAGAUGAUAUUGACUUUGAACCACCAUGUGAGGAGGAAGAUGAUGAAGAGACAAUUGAGGUGGAGGAGCAGCAGGAUGGGAAUGAUGCAGAAUCUCAGAGAAAGGAGAUUGAGUUAUUGAAGCAGGAGAGCACACUGCCACUGGACCAACUACUAAGUACACUCACUCUCCCCCAGGGCUCUGCAUCUGAGGAUGAAGCGUCAGAUGAUUGUUCCUCUACAGUUGAAGAUGAGGACAAAGAGUUUUCAGCUAAUGAGGAAGAUGCGGAGGAUGUGGAGGACACCAUUGAAGCCCAGGAGGUGAUUGAGGGAGAUGGAGACCAUGCAGAGGAACUUGAUGACUUGGCUAAAGAGGGUGAGAUGAGUAUGGAAGAGCUGCUAGAGAAGUACAAAGGGGCAUAUGCCUCUGACUUUGAAGAACCUUUAGCAUCACCAGAGUCCUCAGAGGGAUCAGAGGGAACUGAAGAUGAAGAAGAGGAAGAGACUGAGGGGGAUGAAAGUGAUGAUGCCUCCUUAGAUUCAGCAGAAAACAGUGAUGAAGAUGAGGAUGCUGAAGCUGAGGAAAGUGAUGAGGAGGAUGAAGAUGAUGGAGGAGAGGGGAUGGAGGUUUUACUAAGGGAGGGAGAUCACAGCCCCUCUGUCCCCACAUCUCCACGUCCCAAAAAAGAGAUUAGCCAUAUAGCUGCUACUGCUGAAAGCCUUCAGCCUAAAGGAUAUACCCUGGCCACAACAAGUGUGAAAACGCCUAUUCCGUUCUUACUUCAUGGCAACCUACGUGAGUACCAGCACAUUGGACUAGACUGGUUGGUCACCAUGUAUGAAAAGAAGCUAAAUGGUAUCCUGGCAGAUGAGAUGGGACUUGGUAAAACUAUUCAGACUAUUGCCCUGUUGGCACAUCUGGCUUGUGAAAAAGGUAACUGGGGCCCUCAUCUAAUCAUUGUGCCCACCAGUGUAAUGCUGAACUGGGAGAUGGAGCUGAAACGCUGGUGCCCUGGCUUUAAAAUUCUCACUUACUAUGGCAGCCAGAAAGAGCGCAAACUUAAGAGACAGGGGUGGACCAAACCCAAUGCUUUCCAUGUGUGCAUUACUUCAUAUAAGCUGGUUUUGCAAGACCAUCAGGCAUUCAGACGCAAGUCCUGGAAAUACCUCAUUCUAGACGAGGCACAAAACAUCAAAAACUUUAAGUCCCAGCGUUGGCAAAGUCUAUUAAACUUCAACAGUCAUCGGCGGCUACUACUUACUGGUACUCCGCUGCAGAACAGUCUGAUGGAGCUGUGGUCGCUCAUGCACUUUCUCAUGCCGCAUGUCUUCCAGUCCCACCGUGAGUUCAAGGAGUGGUUCUCCAACCCACUGACUGGGAUGAUUGAAGGCAGCCAAGAAUAUAAUGAGGGUCUUGUGAAACGGCUGCACAAGGUGCUAAGGCCCUUCUUGCUCCGGCGUAUCAAAGCAGAUGUGGAGAAACAAAUGCCCAAGAAAUAUGAGCAUGUUGUGCGCUGUCGUCUCUCCAAAAGACAACGCUUCCUCUAUGAUGACUUCAUGGCACAGGCCUCAACGAAGGAAACCCUAGCCAGUGGACAUUUCAUGUCUGUAAUCAACAUCUUGAUGCAGCUGCGUAAAGUGUGUAACCAUCCUAACCUGUUUGAUCCACGGCCAAUCCAGUCUCCCUUUAUCACUGAGAAUAUAACCUACUCCACUGCCUCCCUGGUUCUGAAGGCCUUAGACACGUCCCCUUUCCAGCGCUGUGACCUCUCCAUGUUUGACCUGGUCAGUCUGGAAGGCCAUGUCUCUCGGUACCAAGCAGAUGUUUACCUUCCUCAAAGGAAAGUAACACGCCAGCUGAUACAGGAGAUCAUGGAGUCCCCUGAGCCUUCACCCAGACCUAAACCUAUUCGCAUGAAGGUCAACAGGAUGUUUCAGCCACUCCCCAAGCCUGAUGGACGUUCAGCAACGACUUCAAAUAACCCACGGCCCACAUGUCCGGUCUCUCCCGCAGUCCAGCCUCUGCGGCCACCUCUAAUUACAGAAGUCACUCAUACUCAGGCUCCUGUACAGCCGACACCUCAAGUGUCCCCUGCCACUCCUGUUGCUGCUCCACAAGCUCCUGCGUGCCAAAGUGUUACCUCCACGGGGUCUGCGAACCCAGUUAUGAGUAUUCGGCAUGCAGCACCUUCCACUACCCCAACGGUGUCUGUCACCCCUCAACCCCCCAGCAAUGUCAUGACACAGAGGGUGCUUCUCAGCCCUGAUAUGCAGGCCAGAUUACCAUCUGGAGAGGUGGUGAGUAUUGCCCAGCUGGCCUCCUUGGCUGGUCGUCCAGUGUCGUCCAGUCAGGGCAGUAAGCCCGUCACAUUUCAACUGCAGGGUAACAAACUCACCCUAUCUGGUGCUCCGCUCCAAGUGCCCGUUGCCCAGCCACGGUCCAUUCAAGGAAAUGUAAUGCAUCUGGUAUCCAGCGGUGGGCAGCACCACCUUAUUAGUCAGCCAGCUCAGGUUGCAGUUCUCCAUACACUUAGUCAGUCAGGUAGCAUCUCAACAAAUCCCAACCCAACCAGCACAAUCCCAGCCUGCUCUGGACUAGCGGUACCCCUCACUGCUGCUCAAGUUCCAUCACCCAGGGUAAGCGGACCAGGAAUUGUUAAGAUUGUCGUUCGCCAAGCAGCAGGCAAAGAAGGUGGGCAGGUCCCCACUCUGGCUGUGCCCCCAUCUCCUCGUGUUGCCCCUCCUCAGUCAGUUUUGUUGCACCCACAUGGGACCCAAAGCUCUGCUCUUAGACCACCUACUCCUCAACAGCCUUCCCAGCGACUUCCUGUUCACCCUGCUCCCCCUCAAGCUCCUACCUCAAGCCCUGGCCAACCUCCACCUUCACGUUCUGUGCUCAAGGUGGUGGAGGGAACAUCCCCAAGCACAGGGAUAGCUAAGGCAAAUGCUUCAUUAGGGGUUGAAGAGAGCAGUAGUGAUGUUAUUACUCUUAAACCUAUGUCCUCAUCCCAAAGCCGUACACCUGGAUUUCAGCGUCCCCGAAUCCAGCCUCCACCUCGAAGCCCAUUUUACAUGUCAUGGCUCGCAGAUCGUCGUAAAGCCCAGAGAGAUGAUCGGAUCUCUCAAAUCUUUCGAGUCAAUGAAUUGCACUGCAAUGCAAAACCUGUGUAUGGUCAAGAGGUUCUGGAUUUUCUCACCUUCCUCCCAGGCCCUAGUCCCACACCGGCUCAACCCAUCCUUAACAGGUGGAGCCACUCGUGUUAUAGUUCUGAUCUCAAUGCUCAAUCCCAGCAUACGAGCGACUACCUGAACCAGAGCAAAACUCUGCAAGAAGCAGUUUACAGCUGUGAGGAAAGACUACACCUGAUGUCUGAGGUCAUAGACAGGUUCACAUUUGUCAUCCCUCCAGUGGAGGCCAAGCCUAUCACCAUGCAUUGCUGCCAUCCACCUCCUUCCCUCAGUUACCAGCAGGCUCUUUUUUCCUCCACACUGUCUGCUCAUCUUUCUCCUCUCAUGCGUAUACUGCACCGCAUUCACUGCAAUAUGCGGACACACUUUCCUGACUUGCGACUUAUCCAGUAUGACUGUGGCAAGUUGCAGACUCUCCAUCAUCUUCUCCGGAAACUGAAGUCUGAAGGUCACAGAGUGCUCAUAUUUACUCAGAUGACCCGCAUGCUGGAUGUACUGGAGCAGUUUCUCAACUACCAUGGGCACAUUUACUUAAGGUUGGAUGGCAGCACACGAGUAGAACAGAGGCAGGCCCUGAUGGAACGUUUCAACGCAGACCGUCGAAUCUUUUGUUUCAUCUUGUCCACCCGGAGUGGUGGUGUGGGAGUAAAUCUGACAGGGGCUGACACGGUGGUGUUCUAUGAUAGUGACUGGAACCCCACCAUGGAUGCUCAGGCUCAAGACCGUUGCCACCGUAUUGGACAAACCAGGGAUGUUCACAUCUAUAGACUGAUCAGUGAACGGACCGUGGAGGAAAACAUUUUGAAAAAAGCCAACCAGAAGAGAAUGUUGGGAGAUAUGGCAAUUGAAGGGGGUAACUUCACAACUGCUUUUUUCAAACAGCAAACUAUCCGAGAAUUGUUUGAUGUGUAUGAAGGGGAAAAGAAGGAAGCUGAAUCAAGUGUACCUCCAUCAGAUGAUGAGGAAGCCAUAAAUAAACAACAAACUACUAUUCUGGAGCAGGCUUUGUGUCGUGCUGAGGAUGAAGAGGACAUAGUAGCAGCUUCCCAAGCCAAAGCAGAGCAAGUGGCUGAGUUGGCAGAAUUUAAUGAAAAUAUUCCUCUGGAUGAUGGUGAGAGCAGGGAUCAGGAAGAGGAGGAACUUUCCAAAGCUGAGCAAGAAAUUGCUGCUCUGGUAGAACAGCUCACUCCCAUAGAGCGAUAUGCCAUGAAUUUUCUGGAGGCGUCUCUUGAGGAUAUUUGCAAAGAAGAACUGAAACAGGCUGAGGAACAGGUUGAAGCUGCAAGAAAAGGAUUAGAUCAGGCAAAGGAGGAGGGUCUAAAGCUACAUCAGUCAUCUGAUAAUGAUGAAGACGACUCAAUGCCUCACACUCCUGAGGAACACCCUCCAGCUCGCCGCACACGCAGACACAGAGAGAAAGGUGCCCCCUCUACAAGGGUCAGUGGCAGGCUUAGAGGAACACCAGCUAAAAUGGAUGAUAUGUCUACAACACAUCCAUCCCCAGACAGAGAGAGAGGGAGGAGAGGGGAGACAAGUGUGAACCGUGCCCCUGGGCCUAGUUCCAGUCUGAAGUCCUCCCAGCCCAGAGAAGUGCCUGAAAGACUCCGUAGUGGUAUGCGAGGUAGAGCAGGAAGUGAAGAUGUGGCCUCCUCAACAUCCACUGCUGGAGGACCUCUGAAACUCCAAAUUGAUCAGCAGCUGUCUGAUUCAGAAAGAUCCAGAGUACCUUCCCAGUAUCACCAGCCUCUCUCUCCAGUGCCUUCAGAUGCUGCCUCUUCAUCAGUAGACCAAAACUCCAGUGGACAAACUUUAACACUAACAAUAUUCAGAGAUACAGGGGAUGAGCAUGGAGCAGAGACAGACACCCAAACCCCACAACAGAUCAUAAGAGAUAGGAGGGCAUCUGUUUCUUCAGAAUCUAUUUGUUCUCCUGAACAUCAGUCAGAGCAGGAUGGCCAGCAUUCACUCUUUCCUUCACUGGCAUCUCCACAUUCUCGUUCACCACGUAAGCGCCAGUCUGCUGAUGAAGAGGUCCUGAAGGGCCUUCCAGAAGAUUCUCCAUUGGCAAAGGUCCUUAGAAAGCUUCCUGGUCGCCUUGUCACUGUGGUUGAAGAUAAGGAACCAAAGCGAAGGAAAAGGGGGGAAUGUGGGAGUGGAGGAGUGCAUACUGAAGGUUCCUCUGAAGAGACAGACCAGGCUGAGUCCUCACAGGAUACAAUUCCCCUUUCACCAACCCAAUCUCUUAAUGAUAAGACUCUUCCAAAAUCACCUUCAGUGUCCCCCCCUGAGACACAGCAAGGACAGGAACAGGCCUCUCCUUCAUCACUCACAAAUCCAGGGAGAGGCUACCACCCUUACUCACCUACACACCAUUCACCAGACAUGCCCGUCCUUCGUAACUUACCGGUGCGCCGGCGUUUGGAGACGGAAUCUCGUAUGGCUGCUCAAUUAGGAGAACAAUUCUUAGGUAGAGGCAGAGGGCUUGAACGACGCACUCCCCUGUCACCAAAGAAACAGGAGCCUAUUUCAUCUAAGGAUGGCAGUACCACUCCUAAUGUUGCAUCUGAUGCUAAUCCAACCUAUUUCUCACCAGGGAAGCGCAAAAGGGGUCGGCCUCCCAAAACGUCACCUAAGCCCCCAGAACCCCCAGAACAGGAUUCCCCUGUGGCACAGAAGUCUGUAAGUGAAGAACACAGUCCACCUCAGUCACCAAAGCGAAAGAGGGGACGGCCUCGCAAAGAUUCCACCACAAAUGCAGUAGACAGUGGUAAACCUGAAAAAGAAACAAGCUGUCCUACAAGCUUGUCAUCUGUGUCACAGGAAAGCCUUUCUGCUGUAAACCUUAACUCACAUAGUUCCAGUCUUGGGCCUUUAAUUGUGCCCUCUGUUCCUGAGUGCCCAACAAUAAACUCUAUAGCUGAUGGUGCCUCUGAAUCAUUUAAAACUGCAGACUCUCCUCAAUCUCCUAAAACAGACACUCAAACCACUCAGUUCAAUACACCUCCACGUCAAAUACCUUGUGAAUCUCAGAUUAAGCAAACAUCCACUCUAGAACUGUCAUCUGAUCACACAAAUUUGAAGGCCACAGCUCCAAACUCUGACUCUCCAGACUUUUCCCUUACAGCUCUACCACAAGUUAUUCAGACAGAAAAUGCCACUCAGACCACCACAGAACCUUCAUCACUACAGCCUGCUACCACUCCAUGUGAGAGUUUUGAUAGCUCUGCUCCUAGGCCUUCCGAAGAGUACAUACCAUCAUCUACAUCCUCAGUUUGUCAAAGCAGUCAAGUAACCACAGUACCCUUGCAGCUCUCAACUGUGUCAGACAAAGGUGUUGUUGCAGAGAUAUCUGUGAAAUCUAAUCAGUGUAAAGCUCAUCCCCAAGUCUCAACUACACCUACUGUAUUGUUGGCACAACCAACACUUGAAAGCAACAUAUCAAGUGUGAGUCCUCCAUUAACCUCUGUUAGUGCCACAUCAACUACAUUUGCCCAGACAUGUGAGCUUCUAUCUGAACCCAUUGUGAAAACUGGUCUUCUUCAGACAUUAUCUGUUCCUGACUUGACUCAGCCUUCUGUUCAACCUGAUAUACCAAUGGAAACUACAUUUAAUCUGGACCAGACAAACACUGCUCUUUCUCAACCUAAGCCUGAACUAACACAAACAGCCCCCACAGAUUCAAACCAAAUACCUAUCGCCCCUCUAUCUUCUCCGGAGUCACUUGAAACUGCAUCUGACACUUCUCAGCAGUCACCUGCUUCUAGGCAGAGAACUACACAUAUGUCAGUACCUGCUGAAGAACAGAGAACUGAGAAUCAGCCAGACCAUAGAGUGUCAAAGGAAGAUGGCUUAAUUCAAUCUGCAGAAGAAAUAGAAACAGACAUCUGUGGAAAGCUUGAGAAAGCAGAGAGAGAUAAUAGCCAGUCUCAGGCAAAAAAGAGGAAAUUGGAAAAUUUGCCAGAGGAUCAGAGGUCUGAUGUACCCUUAAUCUCAGAAACAGUGAUGCAAACUACUUCUGCGAGUGAUGUGGCUGAUAUGCCACAAGAAGAGGAGAGUCAGACAAAGGAGCAAGAGAGCAAAAGCACAGGCAAGAAAAGAAGCAUUUGUCGACAAAGCAGUCAGGAAUCUGUUCGCUCCUCCUCUCCGUCUUCUGUUGCUUCCAGUGGUACUCUCUCAUCUCGGUCAAAAAAGUCUGCAGAGAGCAGUAUGCCAGCAAAGAGAAAGCGAAUGGAGAGAGAUUCAGAAAAAGAUAGCACAGACAGGGGGUCUGGUCAAGAGCAAGUGAAACCUGAGAGUCAGUGUUCCAACUCCACCUCCUCAGAUUCAGAAGACUCCACUGGUCAAGAAAGACGUCUUACUCGUUCAUCACACAAAACUUUGGAGAAGGAGACCAUGAGUGACAAAGGUGACAAGAACAGUAAUGGGCGAAGGCGAUCUGACAAGAAAGCAACCAAAGAAGUGGAGUCCACUGCAGCAACGCCCGCUAGGGUAACCCGUAAAUCCACAGGCACCCAACCUGUUUCACAACUUACUUCUCCGAUCUCAUCUGAGCCCGAAGUACUGGGCAAACGCUGCUCAGCACUCAAUGCCGCUGCUAAACUUUUGGCUAUGAGAGGAAAGGGACCAGAUCCACCAAGUUCCAGUUCCAAAUCUAAGGCUACACAAGGACCGCAACCAACUUCUGAAAAAAACAGUAAGUCUAAAGGCAGACAAGACCAGGACUCCCCUAAGACGAAUUCAGUUAAUAAACCCGAGAAUAGCCGACAAACCCCUACUCGUUUAACAGAUUCCCCGCAGUCCACCACUGGAACAGGACACUCUGCCUCCCGCUCUACUCGGCAGCGACCAGGCAAUCUUGUGCCUCCCUUGGAAACUGAAGCCAAGAGAGCCAAAAAAGAGGAAAAGAAAAAGACUUUAGAUCAGAAAGAGGAAGUAGAGGAAGAAAACAGAGAGACAAGGUCUUCGAGAGGGCAUAGUGCUUGCAGUAGUGUAAGUAGUGAAAGAGGGGCAGGCAGCAGCAGGAGCCGGAGUAGCAGCAACAGCAGCCAGUGCACUCGCAGCUUGAGCUCACGGAGCACUGGUCCACCACACUCGCACUCAAGAGCUCCUUCAUCGGGUAGCGACACUGAGAAAGGGAAAGGCAAGCAGAAGAAAACGGGAGAGAACCGAGGCCGUGAAAGCAGGAGAGAGAGACAUUCAAAAAAUCAUGAGAAGCCAGAGCCCAGUGCAGGAUCAAGUGAGGGAACUCCUGACAGGGUGCUGAGGAGUGUUGCUGCGCUGGCAGCAGCUCAGGCUCGCACUCCAGCUAGCAACACCCGUUCCUCCUCCAAUCAACAACGGCACUCCAAAACUUGAUUUAGAACAAGAGAGAUAAUGACCGAGAACUGCAGUAAUGAGAGGAAGGUUUUUACGGGUUUUAAGGAACGGGGAUCAAACUUGCCAUUCUUUAACACUGUCUGUGAGACGUCAAAUUGAGUCUAUUGCACUUUGCAAUAAGAACUAAACUUGGGUGCAUUCUAUUAAGCCAUCUUGAGUGUGGAGAGGAAAUGGAGAUGCAGGACAGAUGGGAAGAAGGUUACUCAUUAAAAAUAUGGCAUUGGUAUGGUCUUGGUAAUGAGAUCAAAAGGAUUGUACCUAACUAUACCACAAGGACUUUGGACAGCUGGGCAAGGGGCAAGAGUUGUUUAGUUCACACUAUGUACUGUAAUCAUUUAAAGACUGGAAUACUAAAAGAAGUAUCUGUUAAGAUGGGUCAAGUGUACCCUUUAUACAGAGUUUACUUGUGCUGCAAAGGUGAUCGCAUAAAGUAAUUUAUGCUACAUUUGAAAGAUUGAUUGUUAAAACAUUUUUAAGCAGUUGGGCUAUGACGAAAUGUUUGCCUAGCUGUUGACUAUUGUUUGUUUCAAGUCAGUUGAUAAAUUAAGAAUAUUCUGUGGUUUCUUCCAGGGUAUGAAGAGAGCAGGUCUGUAAAUGUGAUUUUGCUGCACUAUGCUGGAGUUAGUCUCUACUCAGACCUCCUUGUCUUGUGUAAUUUUUUUUUUCCCUAUCAGUUACUUUUAAGUCCAGCCUGCAUUUCUCCAUUUGCACAUCUUACAUAAUACCCCUGGAUAGUUUUUUUUUUUUUUUUUUUUUUUUUUACAUCGCUUUCAAUCAAGUUAAUUAAUUACUGGUACCUCACACUAUGUACAUCUUUGAGCUUGUGAAAAGUCUUGAAUUCUGCUUGUCCUUUACUUUCUGGCAAUAUGGAGAUGAAAUGCAACCUCAUUUUUUCACCUUUUCCAAAGUAUUAGUGGUCAACUUUCUAUUAAACUUUGUUGUCGAACAGUCUCAAGUUAGUGUGACAAAGUGAGAGUGCCUGUUGAUCCACAUAGGACUGGAUCCCUGUAUGCCUUGUUAAGAAAACAAAUUUGGGCUUCAAAGAUUUUUAGUGUUUAAAGUGUAAGAAAGAAAUUUUCCAUCCAGAACCACAGGAGGUACAUCUGUGUUAAAGUCCAACCAAACUGAAAACACCUCUUCAGUGUAGAAUGCUGUUGUCAUCUUUUUUUUGUUUUUUUGCUUCAUCCUUUUUAUGAUAAACUCAAAAGAAAGUCUCCUGCUAAACCUUUUUGAUUUUUUUUUUCCAUCAGAACCUUGACAGUUCCUGUCGUUAUCCCAUUUUGGGGUACACACUUGUUUUGGGGAAUGGGUAGAAUGUGGUGAUAGUCUUAUUAUUUUGUCUCUUUGAAUUUGUUACAUUCCUUUUGUUCCCAUGUAAUUCCACAUUGUUUUACUUGAAAGAUUGAAACAACAAAAGUCAGUUGAAUAAAAAGACCAAAAAUAUCAA